Exophiala mesophila is the source of this 1664-nucleotide messenger RNA. RefSeq lists its product as uncharacterized. Gene Ontology annotation, biological process: cristae formation. Gene Ontology annotation, cellular component: mitochondrial crista junction; MICOS complex. Lineage: Eukaryota; Fungi; Ascomycota; Eurotiomycetes; Chaetothyriales; Herpotrichiellaceae. The record is from RefSeq and is a predicted model, not a curated record. The transcript is spliced from 2 exons. The coding region runs from base 479 to 1003 and encodes 174 amino acids.
AAAUCAAAGAUGUUAAGUCGAGAAUCUGAGGGCGAUGGGCAUCCCUGGCCAUAGCCUCGUCUCCUGUUGUGCAAAUGGUUCGCCGUAUUCAGCAGUCCUUAUCUGGCAAUUGCGCAGGCGUGUACUAUGAUCCGAUGCACCCAAGAUUUCGAGCUUCGCGGUCCAACGUCGAUCUACAAAUGUCUAUGUUCGGACUGAAGGAAACAACCUAACGCCUGGCCACUCUCUCCUAUGGUCCUUCAUCCUUGAAUUCCCACGUCUCCGUGACACAUAUACCUCGUCACCUCCAGUCGCUCCCCUAGACCGCAGGAAGGGAGCUUGAGUUCAUCCCAGCGAAGUUUGAUAUAAAGAUUUACCCAAAGCUCCGAGGUCCGCGAAUCGAGCUCCUUCCUAUUUCCCACCACGUACAAACUAUACUCUACUUUCACCAAGAGAGCGAGUCGACCGAAUUUAUUUCAGCCGUCAUUCACAGAUCAAAAUGGGAUUCACAACCGGCUUCCUCGGAGGCAUGACCCUCACAUACUCCGUCUUAUACCUCGGUCUGUACAUGCACCGAGCAAACCGCAACGUUCAAAAAACACUCCUAUCUCAACAAACCUACGUCAUCAACACCAUCGUCGAGCCACCCACUCCUCUGCCCGAUCCACCCGCGUACGAAGUCCGCAAAGCCGGUCUCGCAGAAGAACUCAAAGAUCGCUGGAACCGCGAAGUUGAGAAACUUGUCAAAAACGUCCAAGAGACGGACUGGUCUGCGAAGCGCCAGCUUUAUGAGGAUAAAUUGGCUACCGCGUGGAACUCGAUUCGAGAAAGUGAUUUCGGCAAACAAGUUGAGGGGAAUGUCAAGGAGAUUCAAAAAGAUGUCAAGGACAAAGCAAAGGACCUUGAGCAGAAGGUCCGCGACGGAGUCAAGAGUGGCGAGGAUAAGUUAUCGAGUGUGGUGGACGAUGCUUCUGGAAAAGCCAAGGAAGCUGGGCGGCCGAAGAGAUUGUUGGAAAUCAACUGAAAUCACGACCUUCUGAACGUCAGAACCCUUACAUCUGGACCAGAAGAUUGUAUCGUCCCUAGGGCCGUUGCAGCCGCUGCGCGCCUGGAUGUGUAGCUUGUCUCUCCCGCUCGAAAGGCUUUCGUGGCAAUGUCAACUGUCCACACGGCUGGUCGAGAGUCAAGCGAACACAUCCAAAGGGAAUCCAGAGACCAUGGGCCGUCCACGAACAACAAGCCACUAAUCGUCCAUCCGAUGUCGCCGUCCAGACGUCCACCACCACGUCACAGUGUACGACUUCGACAAACACGCAAAGCCCACGAAUCAAGCUCUGUCCCGCCAAUCGUCAUUGAUCAUCAAGAACAUGCUUGUCUUCAGGACUUUGAUGUGCGUCUCCGCAGCAUUGAAGCGUGGUUUUCCCGAGGCACACCGUCACUGUGAGCCACAUGCAAGGCUUGAUCUUGUGAGAACAUGACGAAGUUGGUCAUGACGAAGUUGGGGCAAUGAAUCGGAUCCAUGACCCCCUCCCUUCUCGAACGCGCGGCCAUGUCAAAAUUGCAUGGUCCAGAGAAUAUGCAUAAUAACAAGGUAUCGGGUAGAACUUAGAACUUCACAGUGCUGUUAGGUAGAUGUACCAAGACUAGUGGGGCGAGAUGAAUAAUGAUAUAUCAAACUAGAUGGA